This is a messenger RNA of Trichoderma gamsii, 1002 nucleotides long. RefSeq lists its product as hypothetical. Gene Ontology annotation, molecular function: dTDP-glucose 4,6-dehydratase activity. The record is from RefSeq and is a predicted model, not a curated record. The transcript has a single exon. NCBI's taxonomy places the organism in Eukaryota, Fungi, Ascomycota, Sordariomycetes, Hypocreales, Hypocreaceae. Bases 1 to 1002 code for a protein of 333 amino acids.
AUGGCGCAAUAUGAUGUCCUCGUCACAGGCUCGUCGGGCCAUUUGGGCCAUGCCCUCAUGAUAACACUGCCAUCACUCGGAUUCACCCCAAUUGGAAUCGACAUUCUCGCUUCUGCUACGACUACUUGUGUCUGCUCAGUAACAGACCAAGAGAUUAUUGCCGAAAUCCUUCAAAAACACCCCAUCAAGCACAUUCUUCACACGGCGACUCUCCACAAGCCUCAUGUUGAAUCUCACACCAAAGACGACUUUGUGCAAACAAACAUCGCAGGAACUCUGGUCCUACUCGAAGAAGCAACAAAGCUCGGGAAUCAACUAGAAAGUUUCGUCUUCUUCAGCACAACCAGCGCCUUCGGAAGCGCUCUCAGCCCCAAGCCCAGCUCUCCAGCGGCAUGGAUAGACGAAACCGUCACACCCAUCCCCAAAAACAUCUACGGCGUGACAAAAGUCGCCGCUGAGGAUAUCUGCCAGCUCUUCCACAAACAGCAUAAACUGCCGAUUCUUGUCCUUCGCACGAGCCGCUUCUUCCCGGAGCAAGACGACGACGAAGACCGACGCAACUCAAUGGAAGAUGACAACUUGAAGGUCCUGGAGAUGGCAUAUCGCCGCUGCGAUAUCAAGGACAUUGUAUCAGCAACGGUAUGCGCAAUGAGCAAGGCGAGGCAAAUUGGUUGGUCGAAAUACAUCAUCAGCGCACCGCCACCUUUCUCAAACGAUGCGGAGACGCUGGCUGCGCUAGAUAGGAACCCAGAAGAAGUGAUUAAUAGAGUGGCGCCUGAAGCUGCGGCGGUAUUUCGUGAGAAAGGAUGGAAAUAUUUGGAUCGAAUGGAUCGUGUGUAUGAUUCGAGCAAGGCGGUUCGCGAACUUGGCUGGGAGCCUGAAUACACGUUUUCGCGGACGAUUGAGAGGAUAUCUCGAGGAGAGGACUGGCGUAGCGAUCUGGUUGGAAUUGUGGGAAAGAAGGGAUAUCAUUCUGUCAGUCAUGGAGUGUAUACUGCGUAG